AUGCGGCUGAACAGCGCCACGAUAUUCACACUCAACAUCUUGGCUUUGAUCCCACUGGGACCAUGGAUCAGCCGAUCUGUCGAUGCGCUAUCCGUGGGUGGACGACGGGCCACGAGCGAACUACUCAAAUCAACACUCGGCACCUCGGUCGAAUUAAUGAUCGUAAUCAAUGCAAUUACACAGAAACGCCCACAUAUCUCCCAGUCCGUCAUCCUCGGCAGUGUUCUCAGCGAUUUACUACUGGUCCUCGGCAGCACACUCUUCAUAUCAGGCUACGACAAAAAGCGCCUCCGCUUCGACCGAACCCUAACAACAAUCCUCUCCCCCUAA
Molecule: messenger RNA, 330 nt
Organism: Penicillium canescens
Lineage: Eukaryota; Fungi; Ascomycota; Eurotiomycetes; Eurotiales; Aspergillaceae
Exons: 3
Coding region: 1-330 (109 amino acids)
Biological process (GO): calcium ion transmembrane transport; intracellular calcium ion homeostasis
Cellular component (GO): membrane
Molecular function (GO): calcium:proton antiporter activity
Source: RefSeq, a predicted model, not a curated record